Messenger RNA from Sorghum bicolor (sorghum), 1530 nucleotides. RefSeq lists its product as uncharacterized. NCBI's taxonomy places the organism in Eukaryota, Viridiplantae, Streptophyta, Magnoliopsida, Poales, Poaceae. Gene Ontology annotation, molecular function: GTP binding. The record is from RefSeq and is a predicted model, not a curated record.
CCCAUCUCGCCCCACCCCCCGAGACUCCCCACCCCCCGGCCCGCGCGGAAACCCAAGCUUGCGCGGAAUCCAAGGUGAGAAUCCAUGGGCGGCGGCGGCGGCGAACUCACUCCCACCAGCACCCCUUCCUCACCGUCGAGCUCGUCGGAGCCCCUUCAUCCUGAGUUCGCCGAGUACGUGGCCGUCUCGCCGAUCUCCGACGACGACGAAUCAUGCUGCGUUUGCGACGACGACGAGGUGGACGCCAUCCGUUGCCGCCAACUGCGUGAGGCGAAAGAGCACUUCAACCGCCAACUGCGUGAGGCGAAAGAGUUCCACUUCAACCGCCAACUGCGUGAGGUGAAAGAGCUCAUCAGGAGGUAUAAGCCUGGUGACUGGGUUGAAGGAGUUGGCGGCGCAAAGGCUGGACAUUUUCUCUUGCCUGAGAUCACCACAUUGCUGCUGGUGGGCCCUAGAGGUUCUGGCAAGAGCACACUUGUAAACCGAAUUACAAGGGUCUUUGACAAGGAUGAUGAUCCUUUUGCACCAGAUCGAGCACAGGUGUCAUGCAAUUCAACAUCAAAUCGUACAAUCUUUCUUCAUGAGUAUCCAAUUCCAAGGAAUUCAAGUGCCAUAUGUAUUUAUGAUACAUGUGGCUGGUCAAACGACCCAAAGAAAAAUUUCAAAAUGCUGCAUCAAUGGAUGACAAAAGGAAUAAGCCAUGGGGAGACAAUAAUGUGGGAUAAUGAUGAAGGCAAUAAGACAGGGGGCAUCAAACCAUUGGGGAGGCAAUACAGUUUUCUUCGUUACAUAACCAGGAAGGUCAAUUUCGUGAUAUUUGUUGUUGACGGUGUCGCUGUCCUUGAGUCAAUUGAUAGCAACAAUAAAGGAUACACUGAGAUACUCCAUCAAACUUUUAUGUAUCCAUUCUUAUCGAUUGGAGAUGACAAACCUGUUGUUGUUGUCACACAUGGUGAUAGACUAUCGAUACAGCAGUGUGCUCAUGUUCAAAAUGAGUUAACAGAGCUACUAAACAUUCCUGCCCAGCAAAUUUAUGCUAUACCAGGAUCUGAUGAUUUCCAAACUGAUAUGGCUGUAUUGGAUAUGUUACAUUACUGUGUCCGACGUGCAGAGCAGAACCUCCCUGUUAAAUUGAAUUACCAUUUAGAGGUGCUUGGGCGUGAAACUCUCAAUAAAAUGGCAGAGCAAUUGAUGGGCUUAGAUGCAGUCAUUGAAGUCGCCAUUAUUUUCCUCUGCAUCGUAAUCCUUCUGCUUCGAUUUUCAGAUAAAUUGGUGCCGGCAUAGCUAUGUUGUGCACUUGGAUUGUAAAUAAGAUAACAAUUACGGUUAGUAGUCUUCCUUAGCUACAAGAGGACUCAAGGUAGUUGAGCAAAUAAAUCGUUUGGAUGGCGUGCCACCCAUGAUUGUUUGUGGUUAUGCUAGACAUCGAGUACAAUAUUACUUUUACGUGUGCAUUGUAUAUAUCGACAGAACGCACUGUGAUGGAGCUUUGUAUAUAUUUAUAAUAUAAAUAAAAUAGUUUCUCACGAA